This is a messenger RNA of Plectropomus leopardus (leopard coralgrouper), 3912 nucleotides long. It is a transcript of the gene slc71a1-2, whose product is annotated as solute carrier family 71 member 1-2. Gene Ontology annotation, cellular component: membrane. Gene Ontology annotation, biological process: transmembrane transport. Lineage: Eukaryota; Metazoa; Chordata; Actinopteri; Perciformes; Serranidae. The record is from RefSeq and is a predicted model, not a curated record. Gene Ontology annotation, molecular function: transmembrane transporter activity.
GGAAUGGGAUGAGAAAUCAUCAUUUAGUUAGCUCGCUGCUAGCUGCCUGUAGCCAACCGCCGAGGUGUUAUGAGCUUUGUAGCCGGAAUCAGUAUAUUAUUUUACUUUCAAUAGGCGCAACGAUGACCCUCUGACACCAAGAAUGGACAUAAGUUAACAAUGACGGGGGAGAAAAAGAAGAAAAAGCGGCUGAACCGCAGCAUUCUUCUUGCAAAGAAAAUUAUAAUAAAAGAUGGAGGAAGUCCUCAGGGAAUCGGUGAGCCCAGUGUUUACCAUGCUGUGGUUGUCAUCUUCCUGGAGUUUUUUGCAUGGGGUCUUCUUACCACCCCGAUGCUCACGGUAUUACACCAGACAUUCCCCCAACACACAUUCCUGAUGAAUGGGCUUAUCCAUGGUGUCAAGGGCCUUUUAUCAUUUCUUAGUGCUCCGCUGAUCGGAGCGUUGUCAGACGUAUGGGGACGCAAAUCCUUCUUGCUGCUAACGGUCUUCUUCACGUGUGCGCCCAUUCCACUGAUGAAGAUCAGCCCAUGGUGGUAUUUUGCAGUCAUCUCCAUGUCCGGCGUCUUUGCCGUCACAUUCUCUGUGAUCUUUGCCUAUGUGGCAGAUAUCACGCAGGAGCAUGAGCGGAGCACAGCAUAUGGCCUGGUAUCAGCUACCUUUGCAGCCAGCCUGGUUACCAGCCCGGCCAUCGGAGCUUACCUGUCUGUGGCCUACGGUGACACCUUGGUGGUGAUUUUGGCCACAGCCAUCGCCCUGCUCGACAUCUGCUUCAUCCUGGUGGCCGUACCGGAGUCGCUGCCUGAGAAGAUGAGGCCAGCAUCAUGGGGAGCACCCAUCUCCUGGGAGCAGGCAGACCCCUUCGCUUCUCUGCGUAAGGUGGGUCAGGACUCCACGGUGCUCCUCAUCUGUAUCACAGUGUUUCUCUCCUACCUCCCCGAGGCCGGCCAGUACUCCAGCUUCUUCCUCUAUCUCAGACAGGUCAUAGGCUUCUCAUCAGAGACAGUGGCUGCCUUUAUCGCUGUUGUGGGGAUCCUCUCAAUACUAGCUCAGACGGUGGUGUUGGGGAUCCUGAUGCGUUCCAUAGGGAAUAAGAACACAAUCCUGCUCGGCCUCGGCUUCCAGAUCCUCCAGCUGGCGUGGUACGGCUUCGGCUCUCAGCCCUGGAUGAUGUGGGCUGCCGGAGCUGUUGCAGCCAUGUCCAGCAUCACUUUCCCUGCCAUCAGCGCCAUCGUGUCCCGUAACGCAGACCCCGACCAACAAGGUGUUGUCCAGGGGAUGAUUACUGGAAUUCGGGGCCUUUGUAACGGUUUGGGCCCCGCUCUUUACGGUUUUGUCUUCUACUUGUUCCACGUGGAGCUGACCGACACGGACGGCUCCGAUAAAGGUGCCAAACCCAACAUGGCCAACCCCACUGACGAGAGUGCCAUCAUCCCAGGCCCUCCCUUCCUGUUUGGUGCAUGCUCAGUGCUGCUGUCUCUGCUGGUGGCCCUGUUUAUCCCAGAGCACACGGGGCCCGGCAUGAGGCCCGGCGCCUAUAAGAAGCACAGCAACGGGGCACAGAGUCACUCCCACAGCCCACAAGGCAGCGGGGCCGAGGGCAAGGAGCCGCUGCUGGAGGACAGCAGCGUAUAACCACAGCUAAAGGGGGCAGACAACGCUCUGACCCGACACCCCCGCACACACAUGGACAGAUACACACAUUUUACCACACGGACACACUCUCACCUCGGGCACACAUCAGACUCAAGUGCCACGAAGAGGUGUGUGUGUCCGCAGCACAAAAGCGGGCACUCCUUCCUUAGCAGCCCUUUUCUGUUUUUUAAAGCAGGGUAUCGUGAGGACUCUCUGAAGACCGUGUGUGAGGAGAGCGUUGUGUUUGGGCUGCAGUGGAAAGGCGUGUGUGACCUGGCUGAGCUGGACUCUAAUUCUUGGUUUCUCUAAAGCAGAGUGGAGCAUACGACAGCCUUGCCCCCCCCCCCCCUCCUGGUGCAAAACCACCGACGUGAUUUUGGUUUAGAGUGUGAGUGGGGUAGAUCUCAAAUGUUACUAAAUCCCUGUGUGAUUCUUCAUAUUCCUCUGUAGCCGGUGGAGUGGCAACUUUGUCUGUUUGUCCAACGAAGAGUGUCACAAACAGUUAGUUGAGCACUUGUCUAAUGGUCGUUCACAAGCUAACUUCUGCUCUGAUGCUCACGGCUCUGUGAAAGCAUCCGAGAAGGGAACACAGUUCUUCCUCUGAAUGCACUGCAGCAAACUGUGCACCUGCGAGGGCGGGAGUCUCUGCAAACCAGUGUUCGAAAGGCGCUGCCUAAUCUAGAUCAGGAUGGGUCAACUGGUUCAGAUAUAUAAAGCUUCGUAAGACCACACUUUGUCUAAACGUCACACUUCGUACAGAAAGAAGUGUGCAAGAGAGAGACCACUUUACUAGCUGAAACUGUUUUUCAAUGUUUACUUGCCAUUCUCUAGAUUAGUAGUACAGUUUGGGUUGUAUAUUUUUCUCUGUUUAAACUGAAGGCUAGCUGUGCUUCAAGUUUUUAUUCAAGAAACAAAUGUUGCCUCGAAGUGACUUAAUAUAUAUAUAAAUAUAUAUAUUAAUUACGUAACCUGUAUGAAGACUGGGUCCUUAAAAUGCUCUGUAAUCUUAUGCUAUCGCUCCCAUCGGAGCCAUUACACACUUUUUAUUCCCUUUGUUUUCAUGCCCUUCUUCUUACAUUGUUCCCUGACAUUUAUCACCAUCAGGGUUAAAGGCUGACAGAACCAUGGUUUUAUUUUAAAAGCCUCUGGACCAUUCGGAGCUGCUGCGUUGCUAUCAGCAUGUCAGUGUGUGUACUGACUGUUAAUGCAGAGUCUUUGAAUUAAUAUCAUUAAGUUAAACAGAAUAUCACUCAUGCUGCUGCAGUAGAUAAUUCAAAGGUUACUGUGACUUGAUGUGGUGGAUAAAGAUUUUUACAGUGGUCAUAUGAACAAUGAAACGAUUUCGCAGAGUCCUUGACAUUUAAGCUUCCAAACAGUUAUUAACAGGCACGGCAUAUUUCUCAAAUAAUAACUAACAGAUGUGACGCGCCCCUCACUGACAAACUCACAUUUAACGGGCUUCAGAUUCUCCACAAAAGGGAGCCAUUUCGUCAUUGUCAGACCAGUUCUGUACAUGCCAAUGUGCGCCACCUGUAGGGGAAAAAAGGUUGUUGCAACAGUAGUUCAGACUUGAAGACUGAAAAAAAAAAUCAGUCACCUGCUUCAGGCAAGGAGGGAGGUGGAAAAGUUGACAAAUUUGACUGAAUUUAGUGGACACAGAUUCUGCGAUUAAUUUAUUGCAUAGGCGGCUGCAAGUUCUCCUCAUCGUCUCUGGAUGGCUUUUUACAUGCGUGUGAAUGCACACAGCGCUGUUAACAGAGCUCUUCCAAAAACAGAGCUGUAAUUUUAAUUGUUCAAAACUCUAGUCCCAUUGUCCAGGGCUCUCUGUGUUACUAUACAUCCAUUAUUUUCCUUCGUUUGAGGUUUGACUGGUGCUCUUUUAACUUCUCGUUGCACCCUCUUCUUCUGCAUUGAUAAAAUUAGUGGAGAAUUAGCACCGUCUACUGCUCAUUUUGAUGGACCAGCUCCCAAUAUUUGCUAAACAGUAGUGGAUUAAAAAAACACAUAAAUUUGCGUUUUCUUUUUUAAAAAAUGGACUACUUUUGGAUAGAAACUCAUGAUAAAGAAAAACGGGAGGUUUUCGUGUCCUCCAUCUCCAUUCUCAGCAGCAGUUUGUGAAUUGGGGGGGUGGAUAAUCACGCUGUCGAUCCGUUCAGAGCUUAUCUGAUUAGAUUGAUGGAUGAUGCUGAUGAGUGAAUACAACUUUUAAGACCCAGCAGAAUGAAUAGUUAAGUUUCACUUUCAGUGAGCCUUGACAACAUCCUGCUGCUCCAUCUGUGC